Molecule: messenger RNA, 2076 nt
Organism: Miscanthus lutarioriparius
Lineage: Eukaryota; Viridiplantae; Streptophyta; Magnoliopsida; Poales; Poaceae
Source: the annotation of a GenBank genome assembly
AUGCUGUCUUCCUCAGAGACUUGCCAGCUUGGUUCUAGUUCUAGCAACCCUGUCAUGGAUCAGCAGAAUUUACUUCCCAACAACUCUAACGUGGAUGAACAGAUUUUACUCCCAAAUGCAUUAGAGCAUGAGGACUACCCACACUAUUUGCUCAAUAGUCAUGAGGUGGGAAUGCCAAGUGGAAGCCUGAUUGGUCAGCAAAAUACAAGCUUGAGCUUGUGGGAACCAGCUGGAUCUAGCUCAAUGGGCUGCUUAGUUGAUCAUGGCAACUUUUUCCAGGCAAAAAGGGAGCAUCUUGCCUCUUCUCUGUCUAUUGGAGGCCCCUUAAGUAUAGACAGGAGGAGGCAUGAAGGCACUAGUUCAUUGCCUUCACACAACCUAAACAUAGACCUCAACAUUAAUCAGGCUGAUCAAUUUGGCUCUGAUGAUGUUGAUCUUGUACAUGGUAAUGGACAAUCAAGAGCAAAUACUGUCACAGCCCACAGGGGCUCUUUCAUAACUGAGCGUAUUCUGCAUCAUGGAGUUUCUUCGGAUGCUAUAGGAAGUUCUUCACGGAAUGCAGAAAGUUUUGAUGGUGCAGCAGGCCAAGACAGUCAUCAUCCAGCCUUUAAGAGAAAGUAUCUUGAUGGAUGUCAUGCAGAGUCUUCUGCAAAUGGUAGCUCACGCAAUCGUCACCAGAAUAAUAGUACUCUGCUACCUCCACCGACCACCCGUGAAAGUUUGGCUAUGCCCACCGCAACAAAUUUUAGUGUUCCAUAUCCUCCUGUGGAACAGCUAAACCAGAGUACUAAUAUUGCUGCAAGCUCUACUUUGUCUGAUCACUAUUCUUCAUAUGGUGAUCCAAAUGCAAAUGAAUUCGUGCGAAAUACACGGAUGCGAAUAAACACUAGCGAUUAUGAUCAAUCGCUGCCCAGUCUAUUACCUGAGGGGAGUUUCAGGUGCUCAGCUUAUCAGUCUACACAGCAGCAGUCAUCAUUUAUUCCAGUGCAACCUAGACAAGUGAGCUCUUCUUCUGGGUCUCAUAGUCGACCUCAUGUGCCUGCUGUUACUCAAUUUUCACAAAAUCUUCACCGUCCCUCAUCAAAUGUUAGUUUUGGAUCAAGAAUUGGGAAUUCUUCCACUUCUUCUGGUUCUACAAUACCGAUACCUGCUUCACAAGAUCCCAGUACAAGCUUGUUGGGAAGCGAUUAUCCUGAGCCCCUUUUGUUAGGUUCUUCUUUGUUUACAGCUGAUUCAACAAAUUUAUUAUCUGCAUCUGGAAGCAGAAGUAAUGAGCAAAAUUCUGGAUCCAGCUCUAGUUCCAUGCUUAGACCUGUUGUUAAUGUUGGAGCUCAACAAGUCCCUGGGUUCAAUGUAUCUCAGCCAAGUACAACUUUAAGAGGUUCAUCUGAUGUGUCCAGGAGGUCCUUAAUUUCUGCUGGUGUUUCUCAUUCUAGAACUUCAAGCAUCGCAUUGCAGCACCGUGGAACUUCAUCCACAUCACAAGAGAUUAGGAGUCAUCAGCCAGGUUCAAGCUCUCGUGCCCAUCAGCAGCAGUCCUUAAGGCCUGGUCAUUCCUCCAUAGACAGGCAGAGCUCUGGUUACUUGGACCUUCAGUCUUUUAUGCAGACCAUAGCUUCAAGGGAAGGAGGCAGGCCAAUGUCAGAGAUCCGCAAUGUUUUCGAUCAGAUUCGUCAGGGGAGAAAUGCACGAUUGGAGGAUUUGCUUCUCAUUGAUCGGUCGCUUAUUAUGAGGCGAGCUAAUUUGAUUGAUAGACAUCGGGAGAUGAGGCUUGAUGUGGAUAAUAUGUCCUAUGAGGAAUUGCUGGCACUAGGUGAACGCAUUGGGUACGUAAACACAGGAGUUACUGAAGAAAAGAUUAUGAGUAACAUGAAACAAUGGAAAUAUGCCUUAAUAUCAUUGGAAGAUCCUCCAACAGGUGUUGAACCAUGCUGUAUUUGCCAGGAAGACUAUGUGGAAGGCGAGGACUUGGGCAGACUGGAUUGUGGUCAUGACUUUCACACCGCAUGCAUCAAACAAUGGCUGGUUAUAAAAAAUCUGUGCCCAAUCUGCAAGAAAACAGCACUGGACACCUAA